Molecule: messenger RNA, 1464 nt
Organism: Ruditapes philippinarum (Manila clam)
Lineage: Eukaryota; Metazoa; Mollusca; Bivalvia; Venerida; Veneridae
Product: putative deoxyribonuclease TATDN2
Exons: 1
Coding region: 1-1464 (487 amino acids)
Molecular function (GO): hydrolase activity, acting on ester bonds
Source: RefSeq, a predicted model, not a curated record
AUGCCACCACCGGUUGACAGAGAACUAUCUCGGUCUCUAGUGGCACAAUCAGAUCUGAGGGCUACUUUGGACAGGAAAAGACAAAAAAGAGGAUCUAGUCCCCCACAAGAGGCAAGUCUAGGAAAAGUGCGCUUGAAGAGUUGUGUAAUUGCAAGCUGCAAGAGUAUGUUUCGCAACAUAAGACGCCACGCUAUGGAGAAGAAUCUUCCAAAGCCUUUCCAGGAGAAUGCAUUAGCUGAUAGCUCUCUUCACAACAAGAGGAUGGAGUUGCUGAUGUUUCUGAAAUGCAAGGUUCUGGGAGAGAAGACUACCUUUAGUGAUAUGUUAAGGUGGGUGGACAGUCAAAGAGCCAUGUCAGUGGACACAUUUGUACCGGAUACGGAUUUUAAAUGGCUAGAGAAAGCCUGCAGAAGGCAACGGUGGAGACAGCCUAGGAGGUUUUCGUUAGUGCCAAUCAACUGUGAAGCAUUGUUGUUUCACUGGAGAGUCUUGUUAGUGCUGUUAAACCACGUCACCGAAGAGGAACGCUUGUUAUUCAAGCAGGGUAACACAAGUAACCCCAUCACAGUGGAGUGCAGCGAGGAAGAUUUCCAGGUUGUGGACAGUGUGGGCUUUGAAGACAAUUUUUCAAUGGCCAGCCCGUCGAAUGACCUGGAAGCAUUCGACUCUCAUUUCCAUGCAGAUAGGCUGAGUAAGGUCCUAUAUGGAAAUCCAAGGGAGGCGGUAGCCGACCUUAUCAAGGCGUCAGUUGGAGUUCUUCCAACAACAUCCGUGAAAGUAAUUGGUGGAGUUAUGGUCUUCUGUGACCCGGAGACAUUUCCAGAAACGCUGCCAAGUGAAAAAGGGUUUGGUUCUGCCGUGGGAGUUCAUCCAAAGAAAUGCCAUCUCCUCUCUGAUUCUGCCUAUCAGAAACUAUUAAGCUUCCUUAUGUCCUGCAAUGUUGUUGCACUUGGAGAGAUAGGGCUUGACAGGACGGAGCCAGAAAUGUCUUGGGAUCUGCAGGAGAAGACCAUGGUGCGUUUACUUAAAUUUAGCAUGCCGGUUCGCCCAGUUAUUCUACAUAUUCGGGAUGGAACAGACCAACAUGCUGGGGAGGUAAGCGCCAAAUGUCUUCAAAUUAUGAAGGCUAAUACAGCCCCUACGCAGGAGAUCCACCUACACUCUUUUGGGGGAACUGUGGAACAGGUCGUUGGCUGGUUAGAGGCAUUCCCUAACUGUUACUUUGGAUUUAGCGACAGAGUAACACAUUUCGACAAGUAUGAGGUUGCUGCCCUCCAAAGGGUCCCUGACAACAGACUUCUGCUGGAAACAGAUGCCCCUUACUUCAAAAAGUAUGCAGCCAAAGCAAGUACACCAGCUUUUCUGGGAGACAUUGGUGAUGUGGUCAGCAAACACAGAGGUACUUCAUUACCGGAAACAAUGAGGCUGGCUACUCGCAAUGGUCAGGGUUUAUACUCUCUAUAG